AUGGAUGAUUUUUCGAAAUUCUUCGACGAUGAAUUCAAUGUUAUCGACUGGCUUAAUCAAGCAUUUCGAUUGCAGAAAGAAUCGAAUCAAAACAUCGAUAAUUACACAGGAAUUCUAAUCACAAAACUGCAAAUGUACAUUCAGGAAAUGAACAAUACAAUUGAAGAAACCAGUCAGCAGGCUGUUCAACAAUUUCCUCGGGUUCUUCGCGAAAUAGAUGUGCUUAGACAUGAAGCAACUUUGUUACAAGAACAGAUGCGAACCGUACGAGGAGAUAUUCAAAAAGUCAAUCAAGACACCGCGGAUGGCAUGCGCAAUUUAAUUCAAUUGGAUUCAGUUAAAAACCGCAUACAAUCGGCAACUAAAGCUUUACAAGAAGCUGAUAAUUGGGUAACAUUAUCUGCUCAAAUUGAGGAUACAUUCGAAUCGAAAGAUUUCACACAAAUUGCAACAAAACUAAUUGCUAUGCAACAAUCUUUGAAAAUUCUCACUGAUGUACCGGACUAUGCUGAUCGUGUCAAUCAGUUAGAAAAUCUCAAGAACGGCUUAGAAGCAAUGAUGAGUCCAACAGUCAUCGCUGCAUUUAACACGCAAGAUGUUGAUAUGGCUCGAUCAUUCGCCCAAGUAUAUCAGUCCAUAGAUCGAGCGGACCAAUUAGAAGAUUUGUAUGUCACCUCUGUUAAGAGUCGAUUAGAUACACGUAUACGAGAGUUAUUUCAUAAUGCUACAAGUGAACAUCAAACAAUCUUUGUAACUAUCUAUGACUAUUUGUCUAAUCUUUGGCAAGACGAAAUACGUUGGUGUACAAAAGUGUUCAAUCAUCCGGCUCGUGUAACACUUUCAAUUGUUCUGAAUGGUCUGCGAAUAUUUCAUGGAAAGUAUAAAACGCAGUUUCAUAAUGAACUUCAACGACAACAAAUCUCUGCAAAGAAAAGAUUGGAAAUUUUAUUAGCAUGUAAACAGGUAAGUUUUGAAAUGAAGAAGAUUUUCUUGGUUAGUCUCGUAUAA
Molecule: messenger RNA, 1008 nt
Organism: Adineta ricciae
Lineage: Eukaryota; Metazoa; Rotifera; Eurotatoria; Adinetida; Adinetidae
Source: the annotation of a GenBank genome assembly